This is a messenger RNA of Alligator mississippiensis (American alligator), 736 nucleotides long. RefSeq lists its product as uncharacterized. Lineage: Eukaryota; Metazoa; Chordata; Crocodylia; Alligatoridae. Bases 32 to 736 code for a protein of 234 amino acids. The record is from RefSeq and is a predicted model, not a curated record. The transcript has 3 exons. Gene Ontology annotation, cellular component: plasma membrane.
GGUGCUGGCUCUUCUGCUCUGAUCAUCCGUCAUGGCCUCAUCUCUUCCCCCAGCUUCUGCCAAGUUGGACCAGGCGCCGGUUGUCAGAGCAGCCCGGGGAAACACGGUGACGCUGACCUGCUCCUGCAAGGCCUGCAACUUCACCGACUUCCUCUCCAUGUGGGACUUCUACAGCAGGGACGGAGGCACCGAGAGGCCAGUCCAGGUCGCACUCAGACCUUCCAGCAAGGCGAGAGCAGAAGAUGCAGGGUCUCGAUUUCCUAUCACACAUCACGGAAACUCACAGUCUUCACUGGUCAUCAGAGACCUUCAGAUAAAUGACACGGGCACCUACGUGUGCACAAUGAUCACCAAGACACCACCUCCAACACUAGUUCUCAAGGGACCUAAAACUCGCCUGGAAGUCUACGCUCCACCCCACAUCUGGCUCUCUUCUGCCACGAAUGCAGAUCACACCUCCCUCGUGACGUGCAUGGCCAGCGACUUCUACCCUCAGACCCUGGGGAUCACGCUGACCGUGACCUGCGGGGAAUACAGGGUGCUGGACGACAACACGUCACUGGUCGUGACCAGCGCUGGGACCUUCAACAUGACCCAGAGAGCCUGGGUGGACGCGGCCGGCUGCCGCGAUGGGACGGCGGUGACCUGCUCGGUCAAACAGCUGACGGAGACCCGCAGGACUCUCUGGAUCCCCGGGCUGAGACAGAGAGGCCGUGAAAGCAAAGGCAGCCUGUGA